AUGCAACACUGGAAGAAAUGGGUUCCUUUUGUAGGGGAUCAGGGAAUUGGUGUUUUCCCUUGCUUGAAGUUUCCUUCAAUCAGAAAUUGUCCUCAAUUGGAGGGUAAGGUGCCAGAGAACCUUGAUUCAUUAGAAACACUUGAAAUUAUUAAAUGCAAGGAAUUGGUGAUUUCAAUUUCCAACUAUAAACAAAUUGGUCAAUUACGGAUAGAUGGCUGCAAAGCGGUGGUGAAGACAAGUGGCGUUGAGUUUGAGUUAUUAAAUUCCUUGGAACUUUCAAAUAUUUCAGAGGUGAGGUUCCAAACAGGGGAAUUCACCAAAGGAUUAAGGAAGGUUGCUGAUUUGGAGAUUGGAGGAUGUGAGGAGCUGACAUCUUCACUGAAGAAUGAAGAUGUGAUUUGGCUUACACUGGCUACGCUUUGA
This is a messenger RNA of Prunus armeniaca (apricot), 423 nucleotides long. NCBI's taxonomy places the organism in Eukaryota, Viridiplantae, Streptophyta, Magnoliopsida, Rosales, Rosaceae. The record is from the annotation of a GenBank genome assembly.